AUCAUCGUGCAUUGCAUUUCGCAAUGUAUUGCAAUGCAGACAGCAAGAGUUAUAUUUAUAGUUGAUGUCAUUCCUCAAUCGCGAUCGUCCCUUAAUAUCAGUGACAGUUAUAGUGAACGUGAUAUCUUCUUGUUGGCUGAACGUAUCUCCCAAUUUGGAGUGUGAUUUGUGACAAUCCAUCAUCGUAUCACCAUGGCAACCAAGACCGCCUCCUGUACUCCUGAUGAGCUGGAGUCCCUCUGCAGAGCUGGUGCAAGGUUCCUGUUUGAACCGAGCUGUGACGUCAAUGAAGUCUAUGAGCGUGUGUUUGUAGGUGGAGAAGAGAUAGCGCGAGACCUGCCCAAGCUAGGUACCCUAGGUAUCACACAUGUACUCAACUGUGCAGAAGGUCCUUCAAGAAUGUUUCGGGUCGAUACUAAUCAAGAAUAUUAUGUUGAUGCAAGCAUCAAGUACUGUGGCCUACCGGUAUCUGAUGACCCUCGAGCAAACCUCAAGCAACAUUUCGAGACAGCUGCUAAAUUCAUUGAUGAAACUCUUUCUCAAAAAGAUGCUAAGGUCUUGAUCCACUGUGUAGUUGGCUUUAGCCGGUCAGCGACAGUAGCCAUUGCAUACCUCAUGAUCAGACGUGGGAUGACCGCUCAGGAAGCAACCCAGGCGGUCAGAAAAAAUCGAGAGAUUGGACCUAACGAUGGAUUCCUGGUUCAGCUUUGUGAGCUCAAUUCAGAACUGCAUCCAAACUAAAGAAGGGUAUCGUUAGUGAAUCUAUCAGGUUCUCUUGCUACAGAUUACUAGACUAUGUAUGCAAUAGUAGCGAAAACUGAAUGCAAAUAAUGAUGAAAUAUAUACAAAACAUGUAUAUUAUAUUAAUAAAGAGAUUAGACCUAAUUGAGAGAUCAGACCUAGUAUUAGUAAUGGAUUCCAUGUACAGCUUUGUGAACUCAUUUCAGAACUGCAUCCAAACUAAAGAAGGGUAUCGUUAGUGAAUCUAUCAGGUUCUCUUGCUACAGAUUACUAGACUAUGUAUGCAAUAGUAGCGAAAACUGAAUGCAAAUAAUGAUGAAAAAUAUAUUACAUUAAUGAAGAGAUUGGACUUAGAUUGAGAGAUGGGACCUAGUGAUGGAUUUCGUGUACAGCUUAGUGAACUCAAUUCAGAACUGCAUCCAAACUAAAGAAGUCGAUCGUUAGUGAAUCUCUCAGAUACUCUUGCUACAGCUGACCAGACCAUUUAUGCAAUACUAGCAAAUAUGACUACCAAUAAUGAUGAAAAUAUACAAACAUGUGUAUUAUAUUAAUAAAGAGAUAAGACCUAAUAGAGAGAUCGGACCUAGUAAUGGAUUCCGUGUACAGCUUUGUGAACUCAAUUCAGAACUGCAUCCAAACUAAAGAAGGGUAUCGUUAGUGAAUCUAUCAGGUUCUCUUGCUACAGAUUACUAGACUAUGUAUGCAAUAGUAGCGAAAACUGAAUGCAAAUAAUGAUGAAAUAUAUACAAAACAUGUAUAUUAUAUUAAUAAAGAGAUUAGACCUAAUUGAGAGAUCAGACCUAGUCUUAGUAAUGGAUUCUGUGUACAGCUUUGUGAACUCAUUUCAGAACUGCAUCCAAACUAAAGAAGGGUAUCGUUAGUGAAUCUAUCAGGUUCUCUUGCUACAGAUUACUAGACUAUGUAUGCAAUAGUAGCGAAAACUGAAUGCAAAUAAUGAUGAAAUAUAUACAAAACAUGUAUAUUAUAUUAAUAAAGAGAUUAGACCUAAUUGAGAGAUCAGACCUAGUAUUAGUAAUGGAUUCUGUGUACAGCUUUGUGAACUCAUUUCAGAACUGCAUCCAAACUAAAGAAGAGUAUCGUUAGUGAAUCUAUCAGGUUCUCUUGCUACAGAUUACUAGACUAUGUAUGCAAUAGUAGCGAAAACUGAAUGCAAAUAAUGAUGAAAUAUAUACAAAACAUGUAUAUUAUAUUAAUAAAGAGAUUAGACCUAAUUGAGAGAUCAGACCUAGUAUUAGUAAUGGAUUCCGUGUACAGCUUUGUGAACUCAUUUCAGAACUGCAUCCAAACUAAUGAAGUUGACCGCUAGGGAAUCUAUCAGAUACUUUUGCUACAGCUUACCAGAUCAUUUAUGCAAUACUAGCGAAAAUGAAUGCAAAUAAUGAUGAAAAAUAUAUUACAUUUAUGAAGAGAUUGGACUUAGAUUGAGAGAUCGGACCUAGUGAUGGAUUUCGUGUACAGCUUAGUGAACUCAAUUCAGAACUGCAUCCAAACUAAAGAAGUCGAUCGUUAGUGAAUCUCUCAGAUACUCUUGCUACAGCUGACCAGACCAUUUAUGCAAUACUAGCAAAUAUGACUACCAAUAAUGAUGAAAAUAUACAAACAUGUGUAUUAUAUUAAUAAAGAGAUAAGACCUAAUAGAGAGAUCGGACCUAGUAAUGGAUUCCGUGUACAGCUUUGUGAACUCAAUUCAGAACUGCAUCCAAACUAAAGAAGGGUAUUGUUAGUGAAUCUAUCAGGUACUCUUGCCACAGCUUACCAGACUAUUUAUGCAAUGCCAGCGAAACAGACUGCCAAUAAUGAUGAAAAUAUAAAGCAGAUAAGAAUUAGCAGCUUAUUAUGUAUAUCUUUUUAUACGCACUGUAAGUGAAGGAGAGAGAUUAACAAUACUGUGAGCCGAGCUUAUGAAAAUUGGUAGCCACAGAGCUCUCAUGAUGUUUUUUAAAUUUGCUUUUAUGUGUAACUGCAGCGUAUUGUGUAAACAUGUUCCUGUCAGUCUGGAACAAGAAGGGUGUAAAUUAAUACAUUUUACACAGAGAUAACGUCCUUUCAGGCUCCAAGCAGAGGAUUUUAUCCUUAUAAAAUGUAUAAAAUGUAACAGUCCAUACUUUUCUAUUUGAAAAGUAUAGAUGAAUGUUUAGCAACACUUGUAUCUUAAUUAGGUUUAAUAAAGUUUUGUUUUUUACUGAUUUGCUUAUUUCAGUUGGCAGAGUAUGUCAUAAUCAUGACUGAUUCUAUUUUCCUAAAGUUAGAUUCUCACUUUUCUAUUUUCGUACUUCAUAGCAUAAGUACCGAUAUAGCAUUUGUAUAUUGGAAGAGAUUUUACAUUUUAUUUUUUCUUUCAACCUUGGUUUAUAAAACAAAAUGUGCAGAGUAGGGAUGAAUGGCUGGCCCUAAGCGUUGUACCCGACAGUAAUAUUGAGGGUUAAUUUACAAGAAGUUCCUUAUACUGAUUGUUAAAUGCCAGUCUGUGUUUGACGUUUGUUUUUGUUUAAUUAUUUGAAUAAUACUAAUGUUUUUUUUUACCUGAAAAAUGCUGGUGUUUUAGUGGAAAUUUUAAGAUAUAGAUGUAAAUGUAAUCCAUAAUUAGAGAAUUAAAAUGUAUGUACCAUGUAGUUUAUUUACAUUCGAUAAAUGAAUAUUUAUGAAUAUAUAUGUAUGAUUAAGCUGCAUUUAAAAUGCAUGGUCCAUUUGAACUCAUUGAGCAAAACCUGACCGACCGUGUAAAUUAACGUAUAAAGAAAUAGAAACUGAUAAAACUUACAAUUUGUAAACAAGCCUUUACCAAACGUAAGGUUUAAAUCAUAUUAGAAUACAGGCAAGUUUGUUUGAUAGUAAAUACAAUUACUUUAGUCAUGCUGUGUAUUUCAUAGUAAAUAUGAUCAUUAUUACUUCAUUGAUGCUGUGUGUUUCAUAGUAAAUAUUAUCACUAUUACUUUA
Messenger RNA from Strongylocentrotus purpuratus (purple sea urchin), 3699 nucleotides. RefSeq names its product dual specificity protein phosphatase 3. Gene Ontology annotation, biological process: negative regulation of MAPK cascade; protein dephosphorylation. The record is from RefSeq and is a predicted model, not a curated record. Gene Ontology annotation, cellular component: cytoplasm. Gene Ontology annotation, molecular function: protein tyrosine/serine/threonine phosphatase activity; MAP kinase phosphatase activity. Lineage: Eukaryota; Metazoa; Echinodermata; Echinoidea; Camarodonta; Strongylocentrotidae. The coding region runs from base 193 to 741 and encodes 182 amino acids. The transcript is spliced from 5 exons.